Molecule: messenger RNA, 738 nt
Organism: Pelmatolapia mariae (spotted tilapia)
Lineage: Eukaryota; Metazoa; Chordata; Actinopteri; Cichliformes; Cichlidae
Gene: hand2
Product: heart and neural crest derivatives expressed 2
Exons: 2
Coding region: 1-738 (245 amino acids)
Biological process (GO): heart development; regulation of transcription by RNA polymerase II
Molecular function (GO): protein dimerization activity; DNA-binding transcription factor activity, RNA polymerase II-specific; RNA polymerase II transcription regulatory region sequence-specific DNA binding
Source: RefSeq, a predicted model, not a curated record
AUGAGUCUUGUCUCGGGCUUCCCUCACCACCCGGUCAUGCACCACCACGACAGCCACCACUAUUCGCUGCAUGCGGCGGCGGCCGGUCGGUGUCACGAAGACACCGGUGCUCCACCAUACUUCACAAGCUGGUUGAUAAGUCACGCGGAUAUGUCACCUACAGAGUAUAGCCUUGCGCCCGGCUACAGCCCGGAGUACCAUGGCAACAGCGGCAGUGGGUCAACCGUCGGACUGGACCCACACCAUCACCACUACUAUGGCCCUGGAGGAUUAGUUCCAGGACCCGGCACCAUCUCGAUGAACGGAACCACCGUCGGUAUGCACCAUCAUCACCACACUCAUCCUCGGACCGUGAAGCGAAGACCAACGGCCAAUCGCAAGGAAAGGCGGCGGACCCAGAGCAUUAACUCAGCUUUUGCGGAGCUGAGGGAAUGUAUCCCUAACGUCCCGGCCGACACCAAGCUGUCCAAGAUCAAGACGCUGCGCUUGGCCACCAGCUACAUCUCUUACUUAAUGGACAUCCUAGACAAGGACGAACAACACGGAGACACUCAGGCUUUCAAGGCCGAGCUAAAAAAGACGGAGGCUCGGGAAGAGCGGCGGAAAAGAGAGGCGGUGGAGAUCUCGAAGACUUCGUCCUCCAACUCCUCGUCGUCCUCCUCGUCAGCGGGCGAUAAGAAAAGUAAGGGUCGGACGGGAUGGCCUCAGCAUGUCUGGGCUCUGGAACUGAAACAGUAG